AUCGGGGUUGUAAAGAACUAAGCACGUGGCUUGCAUGCCAUCAUCAAGUUUUGUAACGGACCCUUUAUAACUUGGGGCUCGACCAGUUGUGUUACAUAGAGAAUUUUGAAAAUGCUAGAAGCGUGAGUGAUUGAUAACAGGAAUUUCUCUGGCGAAGGUAUGGGUUCCGUUGCAGAAGAGCAGUCCCUCAUCGAACAAGUGUUAAUACAGGAAGAACUGAAACUAUAUGCUGAAGAUGGUUCAGUCGACAUCAAAGGAAACCCACCAUUAAAGAACAUAACCGGAAACUGGAAAGCUUGUCCGUUUAUUCUAGGGAACGAAUGUUGUGAGCGGUUGGCUUUCUACGGCAUUGCUAUCAAUCUCAUUACUUAUCUCACCACUAAACUACACCAAGGAAACGUUUCUGCUGCCAGAAACGUCACAACAUGGCAAGGGACUUGUUAUAUCACUCCUCUCAUUGGAGCCGUCUUAGCCGAUGCUUAUUUGGGUCGAUACUGGACCAUUGCUUGCUUCUCCUCCAUUUAUUUCAUCGGAAUGUCUGCUCUGACUCUCUCUGCUACGGUUCCAUACCUGAAACCCGCUGACUGCGUUGGAGACUCCUGCCCAUCACCGACCAGAACUCAGAACAUAACAUUCUUUCCCGGGCUUUACCUUAUAGCUCUUGCCACCGGGGGGAUCAAACCGUGCGUUGCAACCUUUGGUGCAGACCAGUUUGACGACAACGACUCGAGUGAACGAGUGAGAAAGUCUUCUUUUUUCAACUGGUUUUACUUCUGUAUCAAUAUCGGGUCGUUUGGAUCGUCUGGUCUAGUGUUGGUUCAAGAGGAUAUCGGUUGGGGAUUAGGUUUCGGGAUACCUACUAUCUUCAUGGGAUUAGCUAUCAUCUGUUUCUUCUUUGGCACGCCACUUUAUAGGUUUCAGAAACCUAGAGGUAGUCCCAUCACACGGAUUUGUCAAGUUCUUGUCGCUUCGUUUCGUAAGAUGAAUCUCGAAGUCCCUGAAGACACAACACUUCUAUAUGAAACUGAAACACAAGACCUGAGUUACGUGGUCGUCCAAAGUAGGAAACUCGAGCACACAGAUGAUUACAAGUACCUUGACAAGGCUGCUGUUAUAUCAGCACAAGAAGCGAACUCCGGAGAGAUUUUAAGUCCUUGGAGUCUAUGCACCGUUACACAAGUCGAAGAACUCAAGAUUCUGAUCCGAAUGCUUCCAAUAUGGGCGUCGGGUAUCGUCUUCUCAUCUCUCCACGCUCAAGUCUCCACAAUGUUUGUCCAACAAGGAAGAGCCAUGAACUGCAAUAUUGGCUCUUUCAAGAUCCCCCCAGCGACCCUCGGGGUCUUCGACUGCAUCACCGUCCUAGUUUGGGUUCCACUCUACGACCGUUUCAACGUCCCUCUCGCCAAACUUAUUACAAGAACCGACAAUGGGUUCACCGUGCUUCAACGAAUAGGAAUAGGUCUUGUCAUUUCGGUCUUCUCUAUUGUAUCAGCAGCCAUCGUUGAGAAGGUGCGGCUCGGGGUGGUGGAAAAAGGAACAGCUGUUUCUUUAACGGUGUUGUGGCAGGUUCCUCAGAUUUUCAUACUCGGUGCAGCUGAGGUCUUCUACUGCGUGGGACAGCUUGAGUUUUUCUAUGGUCAGUCACCAGAGUCGAUGAGGAGUCUGUGUUGUGCAUUGGGACUGUUGACUAAUGCGUUUGGGAGUUACUUGAGCUCGUUGCUGCUCACGGUGGUGACGUAUCUCACGACCCUGGACGGUGGAGAUGGGUGGAUUACGGAUGAUCUUAAUGAAGGACAUCUUGAUUAUUUCUUCUGGUUAUUGGCCGGUUUAAGCAUUUUGAAUGCGGUGGUUUACGUUUUCUCUGCUGUUAAUUACAAACAGAAGAAGGCGUUAUAA
Brassica oleracea var. oleracea is the source of this 1896-nucleotide messenger RNA. Its product is annotated as protein NRT1/ PTR FAMILY 8.3-like. Gene Ontology annotation, molecular function: transmembrane transporter activity. NCBI's taxonomy places the organism in Eukaryota, Viridiplantae, Streptophyta, Magnoliopsida, Brassicales, Brassicaceae. The coding region runs from base 160 to 1896 and encodes 578 amino acids. The record is from RefSeq and is a predicted model, not a curated record. Gene Ontology annotation, cellular component: plant-type vacuole membrane. Gene Ontology annotation, biological process: oligopeptide transport; transmembrane transport. The transcript is spliced from 5 exons.